Cylindrotheca closterium is the source of this 675-nucleotide messenger RNA. NCBI's taxonomy places the organism in Eukaryota, Bacillariophyta, Bacillariophyceae, Bacillariales, Bacillariaceae. The record is from the annotation of a GenBank genome assembly.
AUGAACGCUGCUUCUAUUGCCAUGGCCGCCAGCCUAUUCAACGACAAGCCAACGGCGCCUCGCGCCAAAAAAUCCACUCGAUCUCCUUCCAAAGGUAGAAAAUCUCCUGUGCUCUUCCUUUCUACCACCAAGAAAUCUUCCAACGACUUUGAAGACGACACAGUAACUGAAGAUUUCACCACAUCCACAAUCCAUAAUGAUGGUUCCGACAACGAAAAAUCUGAAGACUUGUUCAGAGUGGAUUAUGAUGAUUCGUUGGAGGAGAGAGACGAGAAUGCCACUUCCAACGGCACUGGUCUGAUCAUGUAUGCUACCUCUACAGGUACCAAAACUCCUUAUUGGAAGCGUCGUUUGGGUUGGAAACCCGACACGACUCGAGCUCACCGCCAGAAACUCAAGAACUUGUUUCGUACUCCCAUGCGGCGACAUGCCACAGUUGGACUCUCCCAGGCGAACCAAGGAGAUGCCCUUUUGCUCAAACGAAGAGAGGAUGGAAAACAAUUGCAAUCGAAUGUCAGCGAUCGUGAGCUAGUACAUGAACGAGACUCAUCUUGCAAUGACAGAGAACAACGGGAUCCCAACGAAGAAUAUGCCAUGGACAGUGACGACCAAGCAGCCAAGGAGAAGAAUUGGCAGUCUUUUCGCUCUGUGAACCAGGAAUUUGUAUUUGCAUAG